UGCACUUUGGGAGGCCGAGGUAGAUGGAUCACCUGAGGUCAGGAGUUUGAGACCAGCCUGGCCAGCAUGGUGAAACCCUGUCUCUACUAAAAAUACAAAAAUUAGCCGGGCGUGGUGGUGCGUGCCUGUAAUCCCAGCUACUCGGGAGACUGAGGCACGAGAAUCGCUUGAACCCAGGAGGCAGAGGUUGCAGUGGGCCAAGAUCACGCCACUGCACUCCAGCAUGGGUGACAGAGCGAGACUUCGUGUCAAAUAAUAACAAUAAAAGAUGUGCUGUAAUUGUCUCCGUUUUACAAACUAGUGAAGAGAUGAAAAAGAGGUCAAGUAACUGGCACAGGUCCCACGCUAGUGAGGGUUUUGGGAUUCAAGCACAGACCACCUUCGCCCCUAUGCUACACCACCUCAGGCUGUCGGGAGAUAGGCGCCCAGUCAAAAGGCACAUAGAAGAAAGCCUACGACUUCUCAAGCAUUGAAGCAGGAGUGGCGCAUCGGUAUGCUCAACUUCAAACUUUGAGAACAGUCAUGGUAGGAAUGCAUUUUAUUCAAGAAUGGGUUCGGGUGAGGGUGGAUAUGGGCACUGGUUUCAAAAGACAAAUUUGGAGAUUUCAUGAUCCAGAAGGGUGAACAAAUAAGGAUGGGCUGAGGAGAUCCUCGAAGUUGAAAGGUUCAAACACACAGAGUUAAUGUCCUCUAAGGAGGGCCAACAAGGGGUUACAAGUGCUGAAGUCAUCAAGAAAAUGUGCCUGUCUUUCCUGGAGAUUGGGAAGGAGAAUUAGGAUGAGGAAAAUCCAGAGGAUGGUAAAAUGACUUCAAAAGAACUGAGGCCGGACGAGGUGGCUCACGCCUGUAAUUCCAGCACUUUGGGAGGGAAAGGCGGGCGGAUCACCUGAGGUCAGGAGUUCGAGACCAGCCUGGCCAAAAUGGUGAAACCCCGUCUCUAUUAAAAAUACAAAAAUUAGCCGGACGUGAUAGUGGGCACCUGUAGUCCCAGCUACUGGGUAGGGUGAGGCAGGAGAAUCGCUUGAACCCAGGAGGCAAAGGUUGCAGUGAGCCGAGAUUGGGCCACUGCACUCUAGCCUGGGCGACAGAGAGAGACUCCGUCUUAAACAAACAAACAAAAAGCAAGAAAAAGAAAGAGAAUGGCGAGGCCCAGAGAGAUUGACCGUCCCACCCGAGGCCACAGAACUAGCUCAGCCCUAAUGCUGGCCCCGCGGUGCCUUUCCGACCUCACUGCCUCUCCUGGCAUCCGGGUCUCGGCCUCGGAGCGCCAGGGACGCCACGAGGACACGCCCCACACUUGCGCGUCUGGGUUCCAGUCCCCGCCGCCCCCAACAAAUAAAGAAGGGAAAGUCCUGCGGGUGACUGCCCCAGGGAGCGCCGCGGCUGUACGACAACCUGCGGCGGCCGCCGACUCAUUUGGGGGCUACGCUGGUUGCAUUCGUCACGCCGGGACGCCUCUCAAACCCGCAGCCUGCCGAGCACGUUCCCACACGGGCGACCCUGGUGACGCGGGCGCGUCUGUGGCUCUGGAGAACCAGGCCGCGGAGCCCCGGCGAGGGCAGACGGGGAACUGGCGACUGCGGGGGCGGACGGCUGGGGCUUGUAUUCCCCUCGUGACCCUCUACUCAGGAAAAGGCGAGCCGCGGCCGCCGAACUCCGGCUCUGGCGCGCUCAGGGGCGUGGCGCGGGCGGGUCGUGAGUGGGGCGGGGCCCGGAGAGCGUGUGCGCUGGAGCGGCGCGUCGCGUGGCGCGAAGGGGCGUGGCGCGAAGGGGCGUGGCGCGAAGGGGCGUGGCGCGAAGGGGCGUGGCGCGAAGGGGCGUGGCGCCAGUGGGCGUGGCGCCAGUGGGCGUGGCGUAGUGCGAAGAGACGCGGUGCGCACGCGCGUGAGGGAUGUCGCGGUCUCGUGGUGGAACAUCUGACCCAUUCAAGAGGAAGGAUGAAAACUCUACAUAGGAACACGAUGUGAAUGGAAGAAACCUGUCAUUGUCCCCAAGAAAUUGAUUGGACAUGAGGAAACCACUCUAAGUGUGACCACUCUAAAGCAUUAGCAGUCAGUCAUUUCACUCUAGGGAGAAAUCAGAGCUGUAUAUGGAGAAUAGGUAAAGUCCCCAAUAUGGAUA
This is a messenger RNA of Pan troglodytes (chimpanzee), 2121 nucleotides long. RefSeq lists its product as uncharacterized. Bases 1140 to 1967 code for a protein of 275 amino acids. The record is from RefSeq and is a predicted model, not a curated record. The transcript is spliced from 3 exons. NCBI's taxonomy places the organism in Eukaryota, Metazoa, Chordata, Mammalia, Primates, Hominidae.